AAUUACAAGCCAAGAAAAAGUUGAAAAGUGCCCAUUGUCCAACAUGUCAAAAGAAACCAUUGAAGUUAGUUGAGCAAAGAGAAUAAGAGGGAAACAAAAGAGAAACAAAAUCAAAACAGCCCUGCCAUCACCAUGAAAGGAAGAAAAACCAAAGGAGCUCCUUCAGCAGAUUUGCUAGUAUGUUUCCCAUCUCGAUCCCGUUUAACCUUAAUGCCUAAGCCCAUUUCUAGUCCAGCAAGGCCAUCGGAACCCGACAUCCGCCACCACAAUCACCGCCAUCACCACCACCCUCUCAUUAAGAGAUCAAGAACCAGGAAUGGUAGUGGAGUAGGCUUAGCUAGCCCUCUUCUAUGGGCAAACAACAAGCAAAUGAGACCCGAGAUCACGGAACCGUCUUCCCCUAAAGUCACCUGCGCCGGGCAGAUCAAAGUCAGGUCUAAAACCACCUCAUGCAAAACCUGGCAAUCAGUGAUGGAAGAGAUUGAAAGGAUUCACAACAGCAGGCGUCACAAGAAGAGACCCGGUUGGAUCGAGUCCCUUGGUUUUAAAAAGGAAGUGAUGCAGUUCUUUACCUGUUUGCGGAGCAUCCGUUUCGAUUUUCGAUGUUUCAGGUCAUUCCCUCAAUCCGAUAUCACUACCGAAGAUGAUGAUGACGAAGAUGAAGAAUCUCAAGAAAACCAUAACCAUAUCCAUGAUGAUGACAAGGAGGCAUCGAGAACCGUAUUCUCGAAAUGGUUCAUGGUGCUUCAAGAGAAUCAAAACGACGGACUUUUAAAAGAAGAAAAGGGGAAGUCCCAUGACGUUGACGUUGUUGAUGAUGAUGCUCAAACUGCAGUUCCACCUCCAAAUGCCCUCUUGCUUAUGCGCUGUAGGUCAGCUCCUGCUAAAAGUUGGUUAAAAGAGAACGUUAAAGAUGAAGAAAACAUACAAAACGAUGAUGAAGAAGAAGAAUGCAAGAAGAAAUGUGAGAAGAAAACAAAGAAUUUAAGGUCAUUAAUGGAAGAAGAAAACAGAAAGACAACAACACAAAGCUUGGUGGUGAUGAAGUACGACCUUGGUUUCUACAAAACUUGUUCUUCUGAUACAGCCAAAGAGACAUGGGUUGUUGGUGGAUUCAAAGAUCCAUUAUCUCGAAGUCGAAGUUGGAAGAGAUGAUUGGCUUUUUUCUCUCUUUUUCUGUGCUUUAUUUUGAACAUUUUCUCCUACUUGUAUCUGAGUUCUUUUCUAGGAGGAACUGAGAAUUGGAGAACUUAAUCACCACCUAUAGUUUUCCAUUUGAUUAGUGAUAAUAUAUUUUCCAUUUCUAUUGUAUGAUUUGAAUGUUUGUAGUUUCUAUCAUGAAAUCUGUACAGCUUUCCACUUCUUUUCCAUAGGAAAAGAUUUUGCUGCCAUUGUACAUUAAUUGUUCUUACAUCCCUGAAUUCUGAACCUUUAUUUUUCUUUUGAUUUUUAUCCAAUAAUGUAUAAAUUUCUA
Molecule: messenger RNA, 1474 nt
Organism: Gossypium raimondii (Peruvian cotton)
Lineage: Eukaryota; Viridiplantae; Streptophyta; Magnoliopsida; Malvales; Malvaceae
Exons: 1
Coding region: 133-1155 (340 amino acids)
Source: RefSeq, a predicted model, not a curated record